AUGGACUCUUACGAAGGCUACGGGUCUCCUGGAAGGAACCGUGAGGCAGAUCCUUAUUCGGCCAGAGCGCAAACGGAUUCCUACAGGCGCAGGUCACCCGGAGCACAGGAACGUCGCCGUGGUGCACGUGGCCGCUCUCGAUCCCCGGUCAUGAUUGACCGCUACGAGCCGUCGGACCGCCGCCCUUCCCGGGAUGAUUACUACGCUGCCACGCGCGAACAUUCGUUCAGAGAGCGGGAGGAUCGCCGUGCUGUUCCAUCCCCUACUGUCGCAAAUAUUGACCGUUAUACCCCUGGUCAGGACUCCGGCAAGAGACCUGUCCCAGCAAAUCCGCUGCCGAAUCCACUCAACCUCGAUUUUCAAGUCGGAUUCAACUGGUUCGCAGAAUGGUGGCGGGCUGAGCAAUCGAUUAAGGAGGAUAAGGAGCGCGCAAAGCACGGCGGACGGCGUCCCUCGGACCGGGUCAAGGGAGAACGCGAGGCUCGCGAGGACCGGGAGCGGGAAAGAGCGCAAAUCCAGGCCGCCUAUGACACGUACAAGGUGGACCUUCAAAUUAAAACAGCAAGGACGUUCGUCCAGCAUCAUCGAAAUGAGGAGUGGUUCAAGGAACGCUAUGUUCCCGAGGUCCAUGAUCCGUACCGCCGACGCUUGAUGGAUUUCCGGGUUGCUGCUUACCAGCAAUGGGAGCGCGACAUUGAGGGUGGAUUGUUUGACGACUUUACCCUGGAAGGAAUCUACAAGAGCGAAAGCGAUGGCGCGGGAGGCGUGAUUGAAAAAGAGGAGGGCGAGACGACUGCCGUUGGCGAAACUCUUGGUGUUCUUGAUCUGCUUCCCGCUCGAGGUGGGGAAUUGCGUGACGAGGCUCUGUCGCAACCUGCCUUGCUCAUUAAGACCCUCGCGCCUAAUGUUAGCCGCGACAAGAUUGAAGAAUUUAGCAAGGAACAUUUGGGAGAGCAAGAUGGUGGAUUCAAGUGGUUGAGCCUGAGCGAUCCAAAUCCUUCGAAGAAAUUCCAUCGCAUGGGUUGGAUAAUGCUCCAUCCAGCACCCGACAGUGCGGUGGUCGAGAGGGGAGAUGGGCGAGAGGAGGAAGGCGAGGAAAUGGAACAUGACCAUGGAGCGAACGGAAAUGCGACUGUUUCGGCGGCUGAGAAGGCACUCGAGGCGGUCAAUGACAAGACCAUCCAUGAUCCCGUUCAUGGUGACUUUGUCUGCCAUGUUGGCGUUCAUGUGCCGCCUUCCCAACCUCGCAAAAAGGCUCUUUGGGACUUGUUCUCGGCUCCGGAGCGGAUUGAGCGCGACCUCGAACUCGCCAGACGUCUAGUCUCUAAGCUCGAUUCGGAGAUGGGCGGCAAUGCUGAUGGUUACACCAGGGUCGAAGAACGGGUUGAGGAACUGCGUGGUAAAGGUUGGCUGCAGCCGCCUGUCACAGGCCCUGUCAGUGUCAAGAAGCGAAAGCCCGACUACGACCCUGCAGACAUCGAUGAAGGCGAAGCGGAAGAAGGUGAGGAGCAGGAAAAUUGGGAUGAUGAUGACGACGAGGUUGAUGACGAAGAACUUCUGGCGAAAAAGAAGAAAUUGGACCUGAUGGUGGAAUAUCUGCGCCGCGUCUAUAACUUCUGUUUCUUCUGCGUCUUUGAGAGUGACUCGGUACACGAGCUGGCUCGCAAAUGUCCUGGUGGCCAUCUUCGUCGGCCCCGAGCCGGUCUCACCAGUCAGUCGAAGGCUGUGGCCAGAGCCAGUGCUCUGGGACAACCUUUCCCAGUGAAGAAGAAGGAACCCAGCGAAGAUGGAGAGGAGCAACCACCUGCGGAGGAGAAGAGACCGCACCGGUUCGCUUCCAAGUCGGAGCAGCAGCUCCAGCGUGCAUUCAACUGGGUCAAGACGUUUGAGGAUAAGCUGCUGCAGAUCCUCGAGCCUGACAACGUGGACAUUAGGAAGCUCGGUGGAAAGCCUGUGGAUGAAGCGAUCGAGGAGGAGUUGGGGAAGUACGUCAAACAGGAGGACGAAUCCAAGUUCCGCUGCAAGGUACCGGAGUGUACCAAGCUCUUCAAAGCAGAGCACUUUUGGCGCAAACACGUAGAGAAGCGCCAUACCGAAUGGUACGAGGAUAUUAAGAAUGAUCUUUCGCUCGUUAAUGCGUAUGUUCUGGAUCCUGCUCGUAUCGCACCCUCUCGUUCCGAUGCCAACAGCAAUGGCCACUUCCCUCUUGGCUCUAGUCAGAGCCAAACCGGCACUCCCCGUGGCUUCAGUCUCGCCAAUAUGCCCCCCUAUAUGGCGAAUAGUGGCAAUCUACCCGGUGGAUUCCAAGGCCUUCCAGGUGCCGGUCUCCCGCCGUUCAUGGGUGUUAACAACCAGUCCUGGAAUGCAAAUGGAAUGGUGUCCGGCGAGCACAGCGGUUUGCACCAGCCUGGUGUCAUUCGCCGUGGUGGUGGGCGACACAACAACCGUUCUGGUCCCUAUGACCGGCGCGGCAAUCGCCAUGGUGCUGGCGGCCGACUUAGCCCGGCCCGUGGCAUGUCGAACAUGUAUGGGGCCGGAGGCCGCAUGGGGGCUAGUGGUGCCGCGCCUUACAUCCCUCCCGGUCACCCCGCUGCUGCGCUCAUGGGAGCGGGGCCUUUCCCCGAUGCCAUGGGUUCGGGUUCCGCCCAGCAAGGUAUGGGCCCGCGCGAAGCUGUCCAAGGCCGCAGCCUCAAGAGCUAUGAAGACCUCGACGCCGUGGGCGGUGCUGGUGGCGGUGAACUAAAUUAUUAG
Molecule: messenger RNA, 2751 nt
Organism: Aspergillus clavatus NRRL 1
Lineage: Eukaryota; Fungi; Ascomycota; Eurotiomycetes; Eurotiales; Aspergillaceae
Product: putative arsenite resistance protein Ars2
Exons: 3
Coding region: 1-2751 (916 amino acids)
Cellular component (GO): kinetochore
Source: RefSeq, a predicted model, not a curated record